Molecule: messenger RNA, 653 nt
Organism: Hansenula anomala
Lineage: Eukaryota; Fungi; Ascomycota; Saccharomycetes; Phaffomycetales; Wickerhamomycetaceae
Exons: 1
Coding region: 45-479 (144 amino acids)
Source: RefSeq, a predicted model, not a curated record
ACUUCAACAUCUACAACAAUGCUUCUGGUGUUCUUGAUUUCAACAUGACUUUCGUUCAAACUAAAGGUACUGGUUGGUCAGAUGGUUUACAUCCAUUCACUAUCAAUAUUGAAUCAAACAUGGUUAACGGUAAAAAAGAUAACAUUUCAGUUACUUUUGAUAAUUCUGGUACUACUUGGAUGGUUGAUCGUACUACUCAAUCCAAUUUCCAAAGAAACUCUCAUGAAUUCACUGAAAGACUUGGUCAAUUCGUCAAUCCAAGAGGCCAAACUAAUGAAGUUUCUUAUUUCACAAUCUAUGGUUUCGUCGAUAGAGAUAUCUUGGAAGUUUACUUGAAUGAUGGUGAAAUUACAAUGACAAACACUUUCUUCUUUGGUGAUGGAAGAGUUCCAGCUGAUAUUUCAGUUCAUUCAGGUUUUGAUGAAUCAUUUGUCACCAUCAAAGAUUUAACUGUCAAAGCUUAUGGUUUGAAAGAUUAAUCAUAAUGAACAAUUUUUUUUUAUAAAUAACUCUUAAUGAAUGAUACCCCUUUUUUUUUCUUUCAAAUAGCUUUUGUAGAGCUUAUUUCUGGUGAACUUGACCUAAUCUUAUGAACAAAGAGGUUCCAAGAAGGGGCUCGAGUACUUGGUGUUUAUUAUGAUGAGAUUUCAUAU